Molecule: messenger RNA, 3919 nt
Organism: Octodon degus (degu)
Lineage: Eukaryota; Metazoa; Chordata; Mammalia; Rodentia; Octodontidae
Gene: Shoc2
Product: SHOC2, leucine rich repeat scaffold protein
Exons: 9
Coding region: 320-2068 (582 amino acids)
Molecular function (GO): protein binding
Source: RefSeq, a predicted model, not a curated record
UCCGCGCGACCUGCUCGGAAGUGCCAAAUGCAACUUCCGGACUGGAGAGGGAAUUUUGGAGGCCGAAACUGUGGUCCACCUAGGAAUUCUAACGAAUCACUGAUUGACCAGCACCAUUUUACCACUUGGAAUGAGAUAUCAGAAAUGGGCAUAGUGCUUUUAGAUCCAACAUGUAAUGGAUGUCAUUCCGUGCUGAUUACGUCUUCAAGUCAACACGCUUUUGAUUGUGCAGGAUCUUUAUUUUUCCAUCUUUGAAUUUGGAUUGCUGGCAGACAAAAGGAGUUGAUGUAUUUUUUUCUAAAUCCAAGUUUGAGUCACCAUGAGUACUAGUUUAGGUAAAGAAAAAGACUCUAAAGAGAAAGAUCCCAAAGUACCGUCAGCCAAGGAAAGAGAAAAGGAGGCAAAAGCCUCUGGAGGUUUUGGGAAAGAAAGCAAAGAAAAAGAACCUAAAACCAAAGGGAAAGAUGCCAAAGAUGGAAAGAAGGAUUCCAGUGCUGUGCAACCAGGCGUCGCUUUUUCAGUUGAUAACACCAUCAAACGGCCAAAUCCAGCCCCUGGAAAUAGGAAAAAAGCUAGUAAUACAGAAGUAAAUAAGGAGCUCAAUAAAUGCCGGGAAGAGAAUUCAAUGCGUUUGGACUUAUCCAAGAGAUCUAUACACAUAUUGCCAUCAUCAAUCAAAGAGUUGACUCAAUUAACAGAACUUUAUUUAUACAGUAACAAAUUACAGUCCCUCCCAGCAGAGGUGGGCUGCUUAGUAAAUCUCAUGACACUGGCUCUCAGUGAAAAUUCACUUACCAGUUUGCCUGACUCUCUUGAUAACUUGAAGAAGCUUCGGAUGCUUGAUUUACGGCAUAAUAAACUGAGAGAAAUUCCUUCAGUGGUGUAUAGGCUAGAUUCUCUUACCACUCUCUACCUUCGCUUUAAUCGUAUAACUACUGUGGAAAAGGACAUCAAAAACCUGUCAAAACUCAGCAUGCUUAGCAUUCGAGAGAACAAAAUCAAACAACUACCUGCUGAAAUUGGUGACUUAUGUAACCUCAUUACGCUGGAUGUAGCUCACAAUCAACUUGAACACCUCCCAAAGGAGAUUGGGAACUGCACACAGAUUACGAACCUGGACCUGCAGCACAAUGAACUCCUAGACCUCCCUGAUACCAUAGGAAACUUGUGCAGUUUAAGUCGUCUUGGUCUGAGAUAUAAUAGACUGUCAGCAAUACCCAGAUCAUUAGCAAAAUGCAGUGCACUUGAAGAAUUAAAUUUAGAGAACAAUAACAUUUCUACUUUACCAGAGAGUCUUUUGUCCAGUCUUGUAAAACUGAAUAGUUUGACCUUAGCUAGAAACUGCUUCCAGUUAUAUCCAGUGGGUGGUCCAUCUCAGUUUUCUACCAUCUAUUCCCUCAACAUGGAACACAAUCGAAUCAAUAAAAUUCCAUUUGGGAUUUUCUCCAGAGCAAAAGUAUUAAGUAAGCUGAAUAUGAAGGACAAUCAGUUAACAUCACUUCCUUUGGAUUUUGGAACUUGGACCAGUAUGGUGGAAUUGAAUUUAGCUACUAAUCAGCUCACAAAGAUCCCUGAGGAUGUGUCUGGUCUAGUUUCUCUUGAGGUUCUAAUACUAUCAAACAAUCUUCUAAAGAAACUUCCCCAUGGUCUUGGGAACCUUAGAAAAUUAAGAGAGUUGGAUCUAGAAGAGAACAAAUUGGAAUCCUUGCCAAAUGAAAUUGCUUAUCUUAAGGAUUUACAGAAAUUAGUCUUGACAAACAACCAAUUGACCACGCUUCCUAGAGGCAUUGGUCACCUCACCAACCUUACACACCUGGGCCUCGGAGAAAAUCUGCUGACUCAUCUUCCUGAGGAAAUUGGUACACUGGAGAACCUAGAAGAACUGUAUUUGAAUGACAACCCUCACCUGCACAGCCUUCCCUUUGAGUUAGCUCUCUGCAGCAAGCUUUCAAUCAUGAGUAUUGAGAACUGUCCACUCAGUCACCUCCCCCCUCAGAUUGUUGCUGGGGGCCCUUCUUUCAUCAUUCAGUUCCUAAAGAUGCAGGGUCCGUAUCGCGCCAUGGUCUGAUGCAGAUCUGCGUGUCCUACACACUGUUGAGAAUCAGACUGCCGUUCAUGUUUCACAUCUGUAUCUGUGUCUAUUUAUGUAGAUAUUGAUAUAUAUGGCAGAUUUAUAAAGACUGCAUUAUGUGUUUCUGCUAAUAGAGGAAUCAUAGCCAUUUAGAUUUUUUUAAAAAACUCUGUACAAAGAGCUUACAUAAGUUUUCUUUGCUGAAUUUGAUCGAUGUUUUUCUGUUGUGUAAUCUCAUAUGCCAGUUUGCUUAAAAAUUGCCAACAAAUUAUGAAUUUGUUAAAUUUAAGGGACAGAUGUAGGAUAGUUAGAUAAACAUUUCUCUUAGAAAAAAUAAUGGCAAAUGAUUUUGUUGCGACUUUUCAUAAACAUUUUUCCUUCACCAGUUGUCAGAUCUUUAUAUAUCAUAGGCCCUGAAGGUGAAAUAUUUCCUUAACUUAUUUUGAAAUUUGAGAUUUAAAUUUUAUAUAUUGUUUACAGUCAGAGUCAUUGAAUUUUUGUUUGUUUUCAUUUGCUCUUUUAAUUAGUUACAACUAGAGUUUAUAUCCUCUGUUAAAGAAUUUGCAUCCGCUGGUUUAAAUAUUAAGAUAUUUGCUUGUUCAAACAACUGGAAAGAUUAAAAUAAAUAGCAAAAAAUCUAAAAUUCUUUUAAUUUUACUUCUCUGAUGAAUUGUGAAGCGAAAUAUCUUAGGUGAGUCUUUGAUGAGGGUAGGGUAUUGAAAUCUUUCCUAGUAUAAAUAUGUUUUCUAAGUUUGGGGGAACAUAAAUUUGUAGCUAAGAGGAUUCUUUUUUCAUUUCUGAAAGUUGCAAAUCCACAAAAACUAACAAAUUUGGCAAAUAAAUUAUACAUAAACACAUUCUAUAUAUGUAUAUACAAUGCUAUAUAGAUAUGUAUUUAUUAUAUCAUGAACUACAAUAGGUAACUUUAAGGAAUUUUCUCCCUCUCCUUGUAUAAUGAAAUGAAUGUCUUUCUUUGAAAACUGCAAUAUCUGUAUGUUUCAAGGUUAUUUAACAGUGUACGAUGGUUUUAUAUCUUGACUUGCCUUGUACAUCUUUCAGUUCUGGAAUAUCUGUGUCUAAGCACAAUAUCUUCACACUGUGCUGUAUUGCUGCUGAACUAAAUGCACUUUUCCCCAUUUGUGGGGCACUGGCUUCAAACAAUUCAGUUCAGUACCAUUACUUUUAAACUUAUCUUUCCUUUCUUGGUAGUUGGUGAUACAGUUAUGGAAAAGAGGCACAUUGCAUAGAAGCCAUUGGAAGUUCCAUGGAAGUUAUGUAAGAUGUGCAUGUACUAUUUGAUAUAUUUUCUUUCUCUUUACUGCCUUUAAGACUAGCAGAAUUGUAAAUGUGUGCCCCUGUAGUACUCUUAUUUUUGGUAGUGUUGGUCUAAGUAAUUUUAUAUUGACAAGGCGGAGAGAGUAAGUGCAUUCUAGAUAUCAUACAAAAAACACUCCCAUACAGUGAAUAACUAUUCUAUAUAAUUACAUAUUGCUGCUUUUUCUCCCAUUUAGUAGGGCAUUGUCUUUUAGACGAACCUUUUUAAAAAGAAAUUAAGGCCAUACUAUUGAUAGAAAUUUGGAGUGUUUUGCUUUUUUUUGAAACUCAUGUCGGGACUAGACUUGAAGUCAAACCUAUAUUCACAAUUGGCAAUUUUAUAAGAAGCACCCAAGAAAUGGAAGGCAGGUGAAGAUAUAAAACCCUAGAAUGCUUAAAUGUGCUGUAAAACUAUUGUAGAUGUCACUGGAUUUUACCAAGUAAUAUCCUUUCUUCUUUUCCAUCUACUGUGGCUUUUCAGUUAAAAUUUGUUUAUAAAAGGAAUUUGUUUAAUACAGCUCUACCUUGAGCUUA